Molecule: messenger RNA, 5917 nt
Organism: Gorilla gorilla gorilla (western lowland gorilla)
Lineage: Eukaryota; Metazoa; Chordata; Mammalia; Primates; Hominidae
Gene: CHERP
Product: calcium homeostasis endoplasmic reticulum protein
Exons: 17
Coding region: 1902-4652 (916 amino acids)
Biological process (GO): intracellular calcium ion homeostasis; RNA processing
Cellular component (GO): perinuclear region of cytoplasm
Molecular function (GO): RNA binding
Source: RefSeq, a predicted model, not a curated record
CUGGAGUGCAGUGGUGCGAUCUCGGCUCACUGCAAGCUCCAAACCAGUCCCACUCCCAUGAUAACCUAUUUAUCCAUUAACACAUGAAUGGCACGACCUCAUAACCCAAUCACCUCUUAAAGGCCCCACCUCUUAAUACCGUUUCAGUGGGGAUUAGGAACAAACAUUCAAACUGUAGCAACUUGUAUUUAAGAAACUACUCAGUUAUCAUAUUUUGAUUUUCACCAACAAAAAUUUUAUGAACUUUUCUUUCUGGUUAUAGAAAUACCUAAAUAAGGCUGGGUAGGGUGGCUCACACCUGUAAUCCCAGCACUCUGGGAGGCCAAGGCAGGCAGAUCAUGUGAGGUCAGGAGGUCAAGACCAGCAUGGCCAACCUGGUGAAACCCCAUCUCUACUAAAAAUGGAAAAAUUAGCCGGGCGUGGUGGUGCGCACCUGUAGUCCCAGCUCCCCUGGAGGCUGAGGCAGGAGAAUUGCUUGAGCACGGGAGGCAGAGCUUGCAGUGAGCCGAGAUCACACCACUGCACUCCAGCUUGGGCGAGAGAGAGCAAGACUGUGUCUCAAAAAAAAAAAAAACAAAAACCAAACACUUAAGUAAGAUCCUCGAUCUUCAUGAGAAAAUAUGAACUAGAGGACAUUUAGAAAAAAAAAAAAAUCCUUGAUCUUGUCUCCUGCAGAGUCUAAAAUAUUUGCUUUCUGUCCCUUUUAUAUAAAAUAUUUUGUUGAUUCCUAGCCUACAGCAACACUUGAUGUAGAGUUGUCAAUCCAUAAGCGUCUGGUGGAAAAAUGCUGUUAACAAUAAAAAUGAAACUAAUCUAAAAUACAUGUGCAUUUAUUUGCACAGAAAAAAACAGGCUGGGUAAAGUAGCUCAUGCCUGUAAUCCUAGCACUUUGGGAGGCCGAGGCGGGAGGAUUACUUGAGCACAGGAGUUCAGGGCUAGUGAGCUAUGAUCAUGACACUGCACUCCAGCGUGGGCCACAGAGCAAGACCUUGUCUCAACAACAACAAAAACGGAUAAAGGAAAAAAAAGCGGCGGGGGCGGGGGGCAGGUAUAGCCAACUAAGCAUUAACCAUCUGAAGAGGAUCAGUUUAUAUCGGACGUCCACAGCAGAAAUUUGCUGCUUCUGGCUAUCUUUUCCCCACAAUUAGCAAGGGUUAGCUUCAUUAUUUUAGAGGCAACCCAACUGCAGCUUUUAGAAAGGCGCUAUGCCCUCUAGGCCAGCAAUUUGAGGGCAAGGGUUGGGGGGUACCCCGCCCCAAAAUCUUCCUGACCAAAGAGUGGAGCGGAAGAAAGCCAGGAGGAGGAUGUUUUGAACCUAAAUACGUCCAGCUGCAAUCCCUGUCAAGCUCGUCGCCCCCAGUUCUGCUCCACCUCCGGUUUGGCCGGGGAGAAUGUGACAGUCGCCGCAGCCCGGGAUCCACCCGGACGCACCUCACCUCGCAGUCUCCUCACUGUGCCCGCGAAAGGAAACAGAGACCCUGGCCCAGGCACGAAGUCCCCAGGCCCCUGGUCGCCCGGAGGUAGCAACCAGCCAGCCCGUCGGGCUGCGACGCCGACCAAGGGGCACGCCCCGCGCCCCCCGGUCUCGACUAACAGCCACCCGCGCCGUUCCAGCCUUUCCGCGGCACCGCGCGUCGGGGACCCACUCUGCUCAAGUGUCAGGAAACUUCUGCGCGUGCGCCUCGCUAGCCCCUCCCGCGCGCCAGGCAUCGCGCGGCUUCUUCCCGCCUGCCUCCCGCUCUCACUUCCGGAGUUUCCCAGCGACGGCCGUAAGUGGCGGGCGGAAGCGGCCCUAGAAGCCCGCCGUAAACGGCUCCCUCGCGCUACUUCCGGCCGGCUUCUGCAGACGGCGCUGGUGGUCGAUCGUGUGGCGCCGUAGGACGUUCCCCGCGGCCGGAGCCAUGGAGAUGCCGCUGCCCCCCGAUGACCAGGAGCUUCGAAAUGUCAUCGACAAGCUCGCCCAGUUCGUGGCUCGCAAUGGGCCCGAGUUUGAGAAGAUGACUAUGGAGAAGCAGAAGGACAACCCCAAAUUCUCGUUUCUUUUCGGAGGCGAAUUCUACAGUUACUACAAGUGCAAGCUGGCGCUGGAGCAGCAGCAGCUCAUCUGCAAGCAGCAGACCCCGGAGCUGGAGCCAGCCGCCACCAUGCCACCCCUGCCACAGCCCCCGCUGGCCCCUGCCGCGCCCAUCCCGCCGGCCCAGGGCGCGCCAUCCAUGGACGAGCUCAUCCAGCAGAGCCAGUGGAACCUCCAGCAGCAGGAGCAGCACUUGCUGGCGCUCAGACAGGAGCAAGUGACAGCGGCCGUGGCCCACGCGGUGGAGCAGCAGAUGCAGAAGCUUCUGGAGGAGACCCAGCUAGACAUGAACGAGUUUGACAACCUGCUGCAGCCCAUCAUCGACACGUGCACCAAGGACGCCAUCUCGGCCGGGAAGAACUGGAUGUUCAGCAAUGCCAAGUCCCCGCCGCACUGUGAGCUGAUGGCCGGCCACCUCCGGAACCGCAUCACGGCUGAUGGGGCGCACUUCGAGCUUCGGCUGCACCUCAUCUACCUGAUCAACGACGUGCUGCACCACUGCCAGCGCAAGCAGGCCCGGGAGCUGCUGGCCGCCCUGCAGAAGGUCGUGGUGCCCAUCUACUGCACCAGCUUCUUGGCCGUGGAGGAAGAUAAGCAGCAGAAGAUCGCCCGGCUCCUGCAGCUCUGGGAGAAAAACGGCUACUUCGAUGACUCCAUCAUUCAGCAGCUACAGAGCCCAGCCCUGGGGCUUGGUCAGUACCAGGCCACCCUCAUCAACGAGUACUCCUCAGUGGUCCAGCCAGUGCAGCUGGCCUUCCAGCAGCAGAUCCAGACCCUCAAGACGCAGCACGAGGAGUUUGUUACCAGCCUGGCCCAGCAGCAGCAGCAGCAGCAACAGCAGCAGCAGCAGCUCCAGAUGCCGCAGAUGGAGGCUGAAGUCAAGGCCACGCCUCCACCGUCUGCUCCACCCCCGGCCCCAGCACCUGCCCCUGCCAUCCCGCCCACCACCCAGCCUGAUGACAGCAAGCCUCCCAUCCAGAUGCCUGGCUCUUCAGAGUACGAAGCUCCAGGAGGGGUCCAGGAUCCUGCAGCCGCCGGCCCCCGGGGCCCCGGGCCACACGACCAGAUCCCACCAAACAAGCCCCCUUGGUUUGACCAGCCUCACCCCGUGGCUCCUUGGGGCCAGCAGCAGCCGCCAGAGCAGCCACCCUACCCGCACCACCAGGGCGGCCCACCCCACUGCCCCCCCUGGAACAACAGCCACGAGGGCAUGUGGGGCGAGCAGCGCGGUGACCCCGGCUGGAACGGCCAGCGCGACGCGCCCUGGAACAACCAGCCCGACGCCGCCUGGAACAGCCAGUUCGAGGGCCCCUGGAACAGCCAGCACGAGCAGCCGCCCUGGGGCGGGGGCCAGCGCGAGCCGCCCUUCCGCAUGCAGCGGCCCCCACACUUCCGGGGGCCCUUCCCGCCCCACCAGCAGCACCCGCAGUUCAACCAGCCUCCGCACCCCCACAACUUCAACCGCUUCCCUCCCCGCUUCAUGCAGGACGACUUCCCGCCACGGCACCCCUUCGAGCGGCCGCCCUAUCCCCACCGCUUCGACUACCCCCAGGGGGACUUCCCUGCCGAAAUGGGGCCCCCUCACCACCACCCUGGCCACCGCAUGCCUCAUCCUGGCAUCAACGAGCACCCGCCUUGGGCUGGACCCCAGCACCCUGACUUCGGCCCUCCCCCCCACGGCUUCAACGGGCAGCCCCCACACAUGCGGCGACAGGGCCCGCCCCACAUCAACCACGAUGACCCCAGCCUGGUCCCCAACGUGCCCUACUUCGAUCUCCCUGCUGGGCUGAUGGCCCCCCUCGUGAAGCUGGAAGAUCACGAGUACAAGCCUUUGGACCCUAAAGACAUCCGCCUCCCACCCCCCAUGCCGCCCAGCGAGAGGCUGCUGGCUGCAGUGGAGGCCUUCUACAGCCCCCCGUCCCACGACAGGCCCAGGAACAGUGAAGGCUGGGAGCAGAACGGCCUCUAUGAGUUCUUCCGAGCAAAAAUGCGGGCCCGGCGGCGGAAAGGCCAGGAGAAGAGGAACAGCGGACCCUCGAGGUCUCGGAGCAGAUCCAAGAGUCGAGGGCGUUCUUCCUCCCGCUCCAACUCAAGAUCCUCCAAGUCUUCAGGCUCGUACUCAAGGUCAAGGUCGCGCUCCUGCUCCCGUUCCUACUCCCGCUCCAGAUCUAGAAGUCGGAGCAGGUCGCGCUCCUCCAGAAGCCGCUCCCGGUCCCAGUCGCGGUCCCGGUCCAAGUCGUACUCCCCAGGAAGAAGACGCCGGUCACGGUCCAGGAGCCCCACCCCGCCUUCCUCUGCUGGUCUGGGUUCUAAUUCGGCGCCUCCCAUCCCUGACUCAAGGCUCGGAGAAGAGAACAAAGGCCAUCAGAUGCUGGUGAAGAUGGGCUGGAGCGGCUCAGGCGGCCUCGGUGCGAAGGAGCAAGGGAUCCAGGACCCCAUCAAGGGCGGGGACGUCCGGGAUAAGUGGGACCAGUAUAAAGGCGUGGGCGUGGCUCUGGACGACCCCUAUGAGAACUACCGCAGGAACAAGAGCUACUCCUUCAUCGCCCGCAUGAAGGCCAGGGACGAGUGUAAGUAGGCGCCCAUGCCGGGAGCCGCGCCGGUGGCCAGCGGUGCCGGCUGUGGGACCUUCCUGGCUGACUGGCAGAGGAAGAUUGCAGUGACAGCUCAGUUCUCACACCGUCUCCACUUGUGGAGAGCCACAGGAAGAGAAGGAAGACCAGCGCAUGCCCAGUGGGAACGCCGUGCUCCGUGGCGUGGAGGGCACGGGUGCCACCCACAAACCACACCAGGAGGCGCUGCAGCCACCAGGGCCCCAGGCUCAUUUUCCUUUAUAGUGAAGCAAAGAAACACAAGACCCUCCGCCCCGAGUAAAUUCUUCACCCACGAAGGGAUGGAUGUGCAUCUGCCCUAAGUCGGAUUGAAGCCUCCUCCUAGGCUCCAGGAGGAGCAUGUGCAGGAAGGGUUAGCCUGAGCCAGAGCCGGCACCCAGCUCCUUCCUCCAGCUCCCCGCACCCACCAGCCCUGACCUGGCUUCCCCUCGGCUCUGUAGGGACAAAGCCGAAGCCCAGUGCCAUGACUGCCCGCGGAUUGAAAAAGAGAAACACAAAACUUCGACUUGACUUGUGAAGUGAAGCAGGGUUUUCAUUUUUACUCUCCUUGGUUUAGGUCUAGAAAGAAGAAUAUUACCUGAGAGGAGGCCCAGUGAGAUUCUGAAACCCAAUUCUUGAAGGCGUACUGGCCCUUAGUUCAGUUAUUUUAGUUGUUUAAGUUGAUAUUUUUUUUCUGGAAUGUAGCCAUUUGCUGUUAUCUGGGAAACAAGAUUCUAACAGGAAACCAGCCUAAGACACUUCAGGUCGAGCGCUGCCUCGGAGUCUGUGCCCGUCGCGUCCCCUGCUUGAGUUUUGCACUUGGAAGAACCCUGCACCGGCUGGCGUGUGCGACAGCCCAGUCCCAUCCAGAGCAUGGAGCCCUACCCCAGCCAGCGCCUUCCGCUCCAUCAUUUCUUUUCACACCCCUGAAGGGAGGGGAGGCCAGGAGGGGAGCUGCUCCUGCCAGAAGCUGGUGGGUGACCGUUGGGAAUCAGCCACACCUGGUGUCCAUGGGCAGCCUGGUGCAAUUCCAUUCAUUUGUACAGAAACAUUUUUGAAAAAUUCUUUUCAAUAAGAUGCAAAAUCUUCCAACUUUUCAACCCAACGUGAUGAAUAUUUGAUUUUGUUCUAGAUUUCCUGUAGCUGUGAAUUGUUAAAAGUGUAUGAUUCAGGAUAAAACGUAAACAUGUGCUGUUAGUAAUUUCUUGUGGAUUUCAUUGUUUUGCCUUCAAAUAAAGCCUUUUUUUAAAGA